Vicia faba (fava bean) is the source of this 2427-nucleotide messenger RNA. The record is from the annotation of a GenBank genome assembly. Lineage: Eukaryota; Viridiplantae; Streptophyta; Magnoliopsida; Fabales; Fabaceae.
AUGGCACAAAUUCAUCUUCAUGGCACUCUUCAUGCUACCAUCUAUGAGGUUGAUAAGCUUAAGGCUGGUCCCGGUGGAAAUUUUUUGAGCAUGAUCAGGCAAAACAUUGAGGAGACUGUUGGUAUUGGAAAGGGAGUUACUCAACUCUAUGCUACUAUUGAUUUGGAGAAGGCGAGAGUGGGAAGGACUAGAAUUAUCGAAAACGAACAUACUAAUCCUAAAUGGUAUGAGUCCUUUCACAUUUACUGUGCUCAUUUGGCUUCCAAUAUCAUAUUCACCGUGAAAGAUGAUAAUCCUAUUGGAGCGACCUUAAUUGGAAGAGCAUAUGUGCCUGUCGAGGAGGUAUUGGAUGGCGAGGAAAUAGAUAGGUGGCUGGAAAUUUUGGAUAAGGAAAAAAAUCCGAUACCUGAGGGUUCGAAGAUUCAUGUGAAGCUGCAAUAUUUUGAUGUCACGAAAGACCGUAGCUGGGCUCGAGGCAUUCAUAGUACUAAAUUUCCUGGAGUUCCUUAUACUUUCUUCUCGCAGAGGCAAGGAUGUAAGGUAUCUCUUUACCAAGAUGCUCAUGUGCCAGAUAAUUUCGUCCCUAAAAUAUCACUUUCGGGUGGUAAAAAAUAUGAGCCUCAUAGGUGUUGGGAGGAUAUCUUUGAUGCAAUCACUAAUGCGAAACACUUGAUAUAUAUUACUGGUUGGUCUGUUUAUACUGAAAUUUCGUUGGUGAGGGAUUCUAGGAGACCAAAGGCUGGGGGAGACGUAACGCUCGGUGAGCUUCUCAAGAAAAAAGCGAGUGAAGGUGUUAGGGUUUUGAUGCUUGUUUGGGAUGAUAGAACGUCGGUUAAUUUGUUAAAAAAGGAUGGAUUGAUGGCUACUCAUGAUGAAGAAACCGCACAGUUCUUCGAAGGCACUGAUGUUAAUUGUGUCCUAUGCCCCCGCAAUCCUGAUGAUGGUGGUAGCAUUGUUCAAGAUUUACAAAUUUCCACCAUGUUUACUCAUCAUCAGAAGAUUGUGGUGGUUGACAGUGAAUUACCUGGUUCAGGGUCGGAUAAGCGAAGAAUUGUUAGUUUUGUUGGGGGUAUUGACCUUUGUGAUGGAAGAUAUGAUACUGCAUUCCACUCGCUUUUCAGAACCCUUGACACGGCUCACCAUGAUGAUUUUCAUCAACCUAACUUCCCCGGUGCUGCGAUCACGAAAGGCGGUCCAAGGGAACCUUGGCAUGACAUUCACUCUCGGCUUGAAGGACCGAUCGCUUGGGAUGUUUUGUUUAACUUUGAGCAGCGUUGGAGGAAGCAAGGUGGGAAGGAUUUACUGGUUUCUCUGAGAGAGCUUGAAGAUUCUAUUAUCCCUCCGUCGCCGGUAACGUUUCCCGAUGAUCAAGAGACAUGGAAUGUUCAGUUGUUUAGAUCUAUUGAUGGUGGAGCAGCUUUCGGGUUCCCAGAGACUCCUGAAGAUGCUGCAAGAGCCGGGCUUGUUAGUGGUAAGGACAAUAUCAUUGAUCGCAGCAUUCAAGAUGCUUAUAUUAAUGCUAUUCGACGCGCAAAGAACUUCAUCUAUAUUGAAAAUCAGUAUUUCCUUGGAAGCUCUUUUGCUUGGAGUGGCGAGGAUAUUAAGCCUGAAGACAUCGGUGCUCUGCAUGUAAUCCCAAAGGAACUGUCACUUAAGAUUAUGAGUAAGAUUGAAGCCGAGGAAAAGUUUACAGUGUACGUUGUUGUCCCAAUGUGGCCAGAAGGUGUUCCAGAAAGUGCGUCGGUUCAAGCAAUAUUGGAUUGGCAGAGGAGAACAAUGGAGAUGAUGUACAAGGAUAUCGUUCAAGCACUUAGGGCCAAGGGAAUUGAGGAAGAUCCUCGGAAAUAUUUGACGUUCUUCUGCCUUGGUAAUCGGGAAGUGAAGAAACAAGGAGAAUACCAGCCUUCUGAACAACCAGAACCUGAUUCAGAUUAUGAGAGAGCCCAACAGGCCCGCCGUUUCAUGAUCUAUGUUCAUACCAAGAUGAUGAUAGUUGAUGACGAAUACAUAAUCGUUGGAUCGGCCAACAUCAACCAAAGAUCAAUGGACGGUGCGAGGGACUCUGAGAUAGCAAUGGGAGCGUAUCAGCCCCACCAUUUGGCUACAAGACAGCCGGCACGUGGUCAGGUCCACGGUUUCCGCAUGUCAUUAUGGUACGAGCACCUCGGCAUGCUGCAUGAGUCAUUCCUCCAUCCAGAAAGUGAAGAAUGUAUCACUAAGGUGAACCAGAUUGCUGACAAAUAUUGGGAUCUUUAUUCCAACGAUUCGCUCGAGCACGACCUUCCUGGCCACUUGCUUCGCUAUCCGAUUGGAGUUUCAAGUGAAGGAGAUGUCACAGAGCUGCCAGGAUGUGAAUUCUUCCCCGACACCAAGGCUCGGAUUCUCGGAGGCAAAGCUGAUUACCUCCCUCCUAUCCUCACAACUUAG